UGAUGAAACUAACCCACAUCUCAAAAAGCAAAAACAUUUCCAAAAAAACAAAAACAAACAAAGAAAAAAAAAUACCAAACCCCACACACUCUUUCUUCCAAGACAUUCAAAGAACAUUACCAGAAUCUCACUUCAAAUCAAGAAAUUUUCUCUCUAAUUUUGCUUCCAGAUCCAUCCUUGGAAUCUUCAAACAUUAAAAAAAUGUCAGAAAUAUAUAACAAUACCAUCCCAAACAAUAACAACAAACAACCUCAAAUCUCCGAAAUGUUUCAGAAAUUCGCCUUAGCUUUCAAAACCAAAACCUUCGAAUUCUUCGCCGAUGAAAACCUCGACGAUUCCGACGGUUUCUCUCUCCUCGACUCCGCCGAAGAAAUCAUCACCGACCAGAAAGUCGUCGUCAUCAAACCCGAUCCUAACCCUCUCUCUUCCCCUCCGAAGUCACCGUCACCGUCACCACCGUCGCCAUCACCGUCACCACCGUCGCCGACACCUUCGAUCAUACCGAUACAAAUAGUGUUAAACGAAACGACGUCGCACGAUCUAAUCUCUUCGAUCUUCGCUGCGGUUUCGGCAUUUGAAGCUUCUUACUUCCAAUUACAAAGCGCGCAUGUUCCAUUUGUUGAAGAGAAUGUGAAAACCGCUGAUAAAGUGCUUGUUUCUCAUCUUCAGAGACUCUCUGAAUGCAAGAAAUUUUACUGUAACCCUAAUUUGUACACUAAUUUUCCGUUUGGUUCUUCGUUGGAGGCUGAAGUGGAAGAGAAUCAGAGUAAGUUGAGAACGCUUGGUACGGUUUCGAAUCGGUUGCAGUUGGAGCUUGAGAAGAAGCAUGAUGAGGUUUUUUCGCUUCGGAAAAAGCUUAGUGAGAUUCAAAAGAGUAAUGUUAGUUUGUCUAAGAAGCUUUGUAGUGGUAAUGUUGAUACUGGUUUGAGUUUGGGUUUGAAUUUGAAGCCUAGUUGUGAUGUUUUGUUGAGUGUUAGGGUUUUUGAUUCGUUGUUGCAUGAUGCUUCUAGAGCGGCGCAUAAGUUUACGAAGAUUUUGAUUGGUUUGAUGAGGAAAGCGGGGUGGGAUUUAGGUUUAGCUGCAAAAGCGGUUCAUCCUGGUGUUGUGUAUUCGAAAAAGGGGCAUAAUCAGUAUGCACUUUUGUCAUAUGUUUGUUUAGGGAUGUUUCAAGGUUUUGAUUCGGUUUGUUUCGGAUUGAGUUCGGAGAGAAAAGAGGAGGAAAAUGGGGACUUGUGUGAUUUAGAUUUGAAAGGGAGAGAUAGUUGUUUGAAGAAUUUGUUGGAGCAUGUUUCUAGCAAUCCAAUGGAAUUGCUUGGUAUUCAUCCCGGUUGUGAGUUUUCAAGGUUUUGUGAAAUGAAGUACGAGAGGCUUGUUCAUCCUUCGAUGGAGUCGUCUAUUUUUGUUGAUUUGGAUCAAAAUGAAGCGGUGUUGAAUUCGUGGAGGUCGUUGAGUAUGUUCUAUGAGGCCUUUGUCGGGAUGGCGAGCUCUGUAUGGACAUUGCAUAAGCUGUCGCAUGCGUUUGAUCCUGCUGUUGAGAUCUUUCAAGUGGAAAGUGGUGUGGAAUUCUCCAUGGUAUAUAUGGAUGAUGUUACGAAGAGGUUAACCUGGCCGAAUAAGGGAAGGGCAAAGGUGGGGUUCACUGUUUUUCCUGGUUUUAGAAUCGGGAAAGUAGUUAUUCAAUCGCAGGUUUACGUAAACAGUUUCAGUUUGACAGAGUAGUUUGCUCAGGGUUCCUCUUGUAGAAUAGACAUUCAUGGACACUUUCUAUAUUCAGACAAGGCUUCUGUUUUGGAGGAACUAAAUGCCGAUGUCGGUUCUGGUUAGUAUUGUGAAAUAGGGCUAUAAUGGGGCCAUAGGAAAUGCUAUUUAGUGCAAACUGCAAAGUGUUGUCAAAUAACGGCUAUAAUGGUUCUAUGAAGUAACGGAACUUGAAUAAACUGCAAUUUUUACGAUCCACGGUAAACAACACUUGUCCUGGUUUUAGUUUUCCAGAUUUUUUGUCGACGAAGAAGCCUAAUUGUACCGAACUACUGACAGAAGAAGACAAUGCCAAUAUUGCCUCAUGUACCUAAAGUGUUUCUGCUGGUAAUUUUCUAAUGUGUUUCUUUUCCACUCCCAGUUUUGUUUUUACGAAUUUACGGGUUUUAUAGGUCACUUGUAUAGAGUUUAAGUUUACUGUACAGAUAAUUGCUUCUUCUAUGCUGGGUACCCUGACAAAAAUACAUCAGUAACUUGUGUAUGCUACACUUAUAUAUAACAGAACAAUCAUUUCAUUAGCAUCAUAGGUACUCUUGAUCUCAACAAUAUUCUGUAAUUCGGUUAUUAUCAUGCUAGUGAUAUCUAUGGUGCAUGUUAGACUUGUUUGGGUCGGCAGUAAGUUAGACAGAAUCAUGGUAUGUCAUUGCGAUAUUAGUAGAAACUACACCGAGCUUCAAUAAAAUUGGGAUGGUACUGUGAAUUUUUGCGAACUCACAUCACCAACAUGCUUAUUUAUGAUUCGAAAUUUAGUGAA
Molecule: messenger RNA, 2512 nt
Organism: Vicia villosa (hairy vetch)
Lineage: Eukaryota; Viridiplantae; Streptophyta; Magnoliopsida; Fabales; Fabaceae
Product: protein GRAVITROPIC IN THE LIGHT 1
Exons: 1
Coding region: 202-1719 (505 amino acids)
Biological process (GO): response to red or far red light; negative gravitropism
Source: RefSeq, a predicted model, not a curated record